This is a messenger RNA of Phaedon cochleariae (mustard beetle), 1947 nucleotides long. The record is from the annotation of a GenBank genome assembly. Lineage: Eukaryota; Metazoa; Arthropoda; Insecta; Coleoptera; Chrysomelidae.
AUGGAACUGAAGCACUUCGCGAUAGUGCCAUUGCUAUGUUUGUGCGGUUUAUCGGGUCCGGCGAUGUGCAUCGAGAACCUGCUAGUCGACCAGCUCAGACUGGAUUUUCUGAGACUGGAAGACGAACUGUGGGACUUGGUGCUGGAUAGGAACCAUCGUACCGGUUUGGACGAUCCGGGACUAGAGAUCAUCAGCAAAUUUCAUACGUUCGACAAUACCAAGAUGAAUCAAAUGCCGCAAGGACUUCUACACGGUCUACGAGUCGCCAGGCAAGCCGACACCUUCCUGUUGCUCUACUCCGAUCUGAAGACCAUCGACGACAUGUACCACAAGUUCAGGAAAUAUCUGUCGAAGAAUAUGAUGCCCACCAACAAAGAGGACUACAACGAGUACAGGCGGGAGAUUUCCACCACCGAUAUGAUAGACGACAUCCUCUACGAUGUCAACAACGUCAACAAAACGACGAGGCAGAUCGUCGGUCACGUGUUCACAGAUCAACCGGAUUUGCUUUGGAAAAUAUUGGAUAUACUUUCUUCAGACGAUUUCAACUGCAAAUAUCCCAACCAACCGAUGCAACAAGUAUUUUAUAACCUCUACACCACCGUGGCAUUGGCAGAUUUGAAAGGAUAUGUGAUGGCGCAGUUCGCCUAUUUGGCCUUGAGAGUGCAAGAAAAAGGUAAUCAUACAGAAGUUGCAUUGAGGGCUAGAAAUGAAUACAAACUGAGAGUGAAUAAUACUAUCUCCACGAUGCGGGGUGCUAUAGAAAUCACAUCUGGAAAAAUAUGGAGAUGUGACCCAAAACACCAUGUAAAAGGAGUCACUUACGAUGAAGUGACGCGCCUUCUACAGGGUCACAUCCAAAAUGAGGUGGACCUGAAUGAGGACGGCACGUGUACAGGCACGUGUGCCGAUUACUACUCCACCAAAAGUUACGGCUGUUAUGACGGCGAAAGCGAGUAUUGCAAGAAAAUGAAACCGUGCUACGGUAAGAUACUGGACUGCCGCUUCGUCGAAUCCAAUCUGAAAGCUUGUAUAGCACCGGUGUGGGAUUCGCGUAGAUACGAAUACAUCGAAUUCAAGAGUGGCUUGAUGAUGGGUGAGAAAAGCCGAUGCAACAACAAGAACGUCUUCAGCUGGAACCGAUGGUUCGUACACUGUUCUAACUGCAUUUGCCUAUGCGACGAACAGGGAUCCCAGUCGGACAGAUAUUUCAGUUUGAGACCGGUCAUGGCUGACGUUCAAUAUAACAGGGUUGUUACUGGCUUGAGGUUCAUCAAGCAUAACCGCAUUUUCCAUUUACAAAUCCAAGAAGGCGAACUGCUUCCUUAUGGAUACAUAGACAACAGCACAGUAAGAUGGGUGCCCGUGGACGAUUUCAGAAUCACUACCCCCGGCGUCAAAAAGGGACAGGACUACCACACGAUGGAUCACGAGGAACGGACAAUGUUCAUGGAUAAUCUGGCAGUCGAGAAACAAAAUCACGUGAUAACAGGUGUUAAAUUCGAUUUGAAAGGUGGAAAUUUACAACUGAAGAUAAAUGUUAGAGAAUUUGAUUUCAAGAGCGGCCAACUCUCCUACAAUUUUCACCAUUUAUCUGGAGUAGGAUACGGACAAAAAAUUGACAUUUCCUACCCAGACAUUCCCAUCAAGGCUCCCCAUUCGACCCCGGAAUGGGACUAUCCAACGUUCGUUCGUUUCACCCACACAGAUUUCAACAAGGACUUGGCUCAAACCACCGUGCCUUUCAUAGACAUCCAGGACGUCGCGCCCGAAGUGGCCCUGCCCUUGAGGGCGUUGGGCAUCUACUACAAGGGCAAGAAAGGGUAUGGAGGGUUCGUGGCGCCCACCAUAACCACGUACGACUUCGGGCAGCAUCUGGAAGUCGAUUUUCCGGAGGCGAACCAGAGGAUUGAUCAAGAGGAGCUAUUCAAGGUGUUGCCGAAUUGA